UAUCCUGUAACACAAAUUUACUUUUUUGCAGAAUAGAACACAACUGACAAAAAUAUUAAUUAUAGCCUAAAACAGUGCAGAAAGCAUGGAGAACGAGUGGACAUUAGCAGGAAAUGAAACUCAUUUUUCACUAAUUGUGGAAACAGAGGAAGGGUUAAGCAUACAAGACAGGGUGUUAAUCGGAGCAGUGGCGACAUUAGUUGUAUUGGUAGUGCUUGCCCUUGUUCUUCGACUUCUGAAACAGCCGUGCAGGGACCGUGUAAACCACAGCGAAGAGGAGAAGAGGGAUUAUGAUAAAUAUUCAACAAAUUCCAGCUUAGAAGAUACUUCAUCCGAUGAUUCCUGUAGAACUUCCUCUUCCGGUUUUUCGGACUCCUCGGGAAGGAAUAGUCAAGUCACACAGCUUUCUUAUUGCUCUUCGGAAUUUUCAUUAAAAUCCGACGAUAGACUAAUAUCUUUAUCUUCAUCUUUACCAGAUCUUACAGGAAAAAAUUCAAAGUCUAUCAGUAUUUCGUCGCCAUCAGUUUUUACCCUCAACACUGAACUUAUGACGAAGCUUUCGAGUAAUUCUGAUCAAAUUAAAACCAAUAUAAAUGGUACGGGGAGAGCAACAAAAUCUGUUUGUAGCAUGAAGUCCGAGGAGCAUCUAGACAACUCAUUGUCAAAUUCUUUCUUGUCUUUAGCAUCAUCUCAAUUAUUAGAUACACAUUCUCGGAACUCUAAGAACACAACGGUGGACCAUGCUUACGGAAAAUAUUUACCAAAGUUCUAUAAGAAAACAGAUUUAACAGAAGAUGUUCAAAAACAGUCUCAGUAUUAGAUGGGCAAUUUCUGUUAUUAUAUUACUUCAAAUAAAUGUAUGUUAUAGAUACAUGUAUAUUUGAAGAUUGACUGAAAACACAUAUAAAAGACCGCGGGCGGUUAUGCUGUACAUAUAUGAUAUACAUAAUUUGUGCUUUCAUUAACAAAUUUAAACGAAAAAUCUGUGUGAACAUCAAUAGAACUAUAAUAUAUACGUCUUAGUAUGUACUUUCAAAUGUAUAAUUUUAUUUCACUUUUAUAUUCUCAAUGCAAAAUGUACAUAUAUAAUAAAAGCUUUAAAAU
This is a messenger RNA of Saccostrea cuccullata (small rock oyster), 1104 nucleotides long. RefSeq lists its product as uncharacterized. The coding region runs from base 86 to 820 and encodes 244 amino acids. The record is from RefSeq and is a predicted model, not a curated record. The transcript is spliced from 5 exons. NCBI's taxonomy places the organism in Eukaryota, Metazoa, Mollusca, Bivalvia, Ostreida, Ostreidae.